Messenger RNA from Cylindrotheca closterium, 984 nucleotides. Lineage: Eukaryota; Bacillariophyta; Bacillariophyceae; Bacillariales; Bacillariaceae. The record is from the annotation of a GenBank genome assembly.
AUGUCUUCAUAUGCAUUCCGCUUUGCUCGAAAUUCUCCAGCAGUGGCGGCAAUCGUGACCUCGUCAUGGUCUUUCUCUUCCUCUUCCAAAUGUGAUGAUGCUCCUGUUGCCGAGGAAAAAAUAACUACCGGUUUGCCUUACACUGGAAUGAAACUUGAUUCCAAGGGAGAUUUUCACAAUCUUUUUCCAAGACGGCAACUCUGGCAACCAAAACAAGAGUAUCCGUGGUGGGACAAGGAUUGGGAUGGCUUGAAUCCAGCACGUAGUGGGGAUGACGAAGAAGACCGAAAGAAAAUGAGAAAAUUGCGCAAGGAGGGAGUUACACGGCACAUUAUACUGGUGCGACAUGGACAGUACGACGAGUCAGAACAAGAUGAUUCUAAGCGAAUUCUUACCGAAGUUGGACGGCAACAAGCUGACUAUACUGGAAAACGAUUGAAGGAAAUGCUUGACGGUGUCAACGAAAAGUUCGGGCCCUGCAACAUCAAAGUGGUCCGUGUUUCCAACAUGGCUCGUGCCAAAGAAACUGCCGACAUCAUUGCUUCGCAUUUGCCAGGUGUCGAACGAUCCCUACCGGAUCCCGAACUCAAUGAAGGUCGCCCCGCACACAAUGUGCCAGGUGGCAAAGCCUCCCCUUCAACCAUUAAGAAGACGGAUGAGAGCCAUCCUCGGAUUGAAAAGUCAUUUCAAAAGUACUUUUAUCGAGCAGAUCCACCGAAUGAAGAGGAAGAAGAAGGAGAUGCCGACAGACCAAAGCACGAGUUUGAAGUAAUUGUAUGUCAUGCUAACGUCAUUCGCUACUUCUUUUGCCGUGCUCUCCAAUUGCCACCCGAAGCCUGGCUUCGACUUUGCACAUUCAACUGCUCCUUAACAUACCUGACCAUUCGUCCGACAGGGACAGUCAGUGCAAGAAUGAUGGGGGAUGUGGGUCAUAUCCCGUAUGGUUUGACCACCUUCUCUGGGCAUCCUGGAUUCAAUUGGUAA